Arachis ipaensis is the source of this 1569-nucleotide messenger RNA. RefSeq names its product protein REVEILLE 8. Gene Ontology annotation, molecular function: DNA binding. The record is from RefSeq and is a predicted model, not a curated record. Lineage: Eukaryota; Viridiplantae; Streptophyta; Magnoliopsida; Fabales; Fabaceae.
GUUUUGAGGCAGGACAUAUAUAACGAAGAAGAAGAACUGAAGCAGUGCUUCUUCAUCAGCCAAUGGCGCCUUCUUCUUCUUCAACUUCCACUGAUCAAGCCUCUACAAAGAAGGUCAGAAAGCCUUACACCAUUACCAAAUCCAGAGAGAGCUGGUCCGACGAAGAACACGACAAGUUCCUCGAAGCUCUUCAACUAUUUGACAGAGAUUGGAAGAAAAUUGAGGAUUUUGUGGGCUCAAAAACUGUUAUUCAGAUUCGUAGCCAUGCCCAAAAGUACUUCUUGAAAGUUCAAAAGAACGGGACAACUGCACAUGUGCCUCCUCCUCGUCCUAAGCGAAAAGCUGCUCACCCUUAUCCACAAAAGGCAGCAAAAAAUGUUUUGAUGCCAUUUCCAGCAUCUAUUGCUUAUGAUUCUUCAAGAAACACCCUUUUACGUGGCUAUGCAGUAACAUGGGAUGAAAAUUCAAUGCUCAUGAAUGCUGAAUCCAAUAAACUCAUGCCCUGCCAGGAUGAGCUCAUCACAAAUCUUACUGGAAAUGAAGAUGAUAUUGGAUCAAGGGGGAUUAGAAUGCCGGCGGCUACUGAGAUGCCAAAUCAUGGAAAACAAGCUUGUGUAAUUCCUGGUUUGCCGGAUUUUGCUGAAGUUUACAGCUUUAUUGGAAGCGUUUUUGAUCCUGACACUAGAGGCCAUGUUCAUAAGCUGAAGGAAAUGGAUCCUAUAAAUUUUGAAACUGUUUUGUUGUUAAUGAAAAAUCUCACAAUCAACUUGUCUAGCCCUGACAUUGAGCCCUUUAAGAAGGCAUUGUCAUUAUAUGAUGUCAAUACAAAGACAGUUGGAAUUGAAUGUCAAGAAGCAAACAAAUGACCUAUCAUGACCCAUUUUGGUGGAUUUGUUGGCUGUGCCCAAUUUGGAUGGAAGACCGCAGUUUCACGAAGCAAGAGUCAGCAAAGAAUAAUGCACUCUCUUUGUGAAGCCUUUAUAGAUAAAAGUGACCAGACAACUAUGGCCUUUGUAGCCACGGCCAGGGGGAGAGUGUGUAAAUGAUAGAAAAUGCUGCUGAAGAUGCAAAUCCGAAAUAUUCUUCAGCAAAUACUACAUUGGAUACAUAUAUAAGCUUUUGUAGUAUUUGAUGCAUGUGGUCUUGAAGUAGACACACAUAUAUAUAGUUCUGAUUAUUAUUACUAUUUACUACUAUAAUUGAGGGUUCAAGUGUAUUUAUAUAGGCAGGGGGGAGAUGGGGGGACACCUAUUAUGAAUGUGGCUUUUCACUUCGGAAGAUGUAUAAACUUGAAGACAAAACUUGUUAUGUAUGUCUUUCUUGAUUGGGGAUAGAGAUACCAGCUUUAAGCUUUCAACUAUCAGCAUAAGUGCAUCAGAAUGGAAAGUGAUCCCAAUUUCUUCACACAUGUGAUCUGGAUUAUGUAUAGUAUAAUAAUGGCCACCAGUUUGGAAUUUCAUAUUGUUAUCGUAUAUCUAGAAACUAUACCGACAUUUUUCAAACUGGGGACCAAUACAAGAGGAGGUCUUUAGAAUGCUUAAGUUGAUAUUUUAAUUACAACCUCAAUUA